AUGUGGAAUCAACCCAAGGAGCGCCAUGUGGAGAAGCAGAGGCUGAAGAGCAGGAAGAAGAACUACUCUCUGAAAACCGACUGGAGCCGGCCCCUGACAAGGCCUCUUUUCUUCGGCUUUUUGGUGAAGACACCGGUCGUCUUGCCACCAAAAGUCUUCUCUGCUCCACCAGUGCCGCAAUCCAGUCUGACCUCUCACUGUGAAUCAGUUGCACUUCCACUGAGCACGUUCAAACAGAACUCUCCAUAUAAGCAUUUGUUGGCUUCUCCCAUCUCAGCCAUUGCAGGCCUUGGUGGUUCAAAUUGUCCCAUUUCAACUGCCUGGGGCCUCUCCACCUUAUCUGAUGGGAAGUCCCAGCAAGGACACCUUUCCCACUGCACAUCAGAGACCUCACUCUGGAGAGGCUCCACAAAUGGGCAGGUGGAGGCUGGUAGCCCCUUUUUACUUAGCACUGAUAACCAGAAGCUCCUGGAAAUCCAAGUCACAAAUGGAGUCAAGAUCAACAUUUGGGAGGAAAAAGAAAAAGAUGCAUCAUUUCCAGGACAAACUAGCCCAAAAUACCACUUAAAAUCUUUGGGGACUAUCUUAAAGUCACAGAAUGCUGAGCAGAAUACCACACCUCCCAACUUCUGGAGCAUGGAAAAUAAACCACAACAGCUGCCAAGUCCUGAGAAACUCUCCUAUCCCAGCAUCUUGAAGGAGCAUUUUCAACAGAAAUAAAGCCAGCUUUUCUGGGGUCUUCCGUCAUGACACAGUGAAUCUCUAGUCACUACUGCCUGGCUCUCUGAGACAUCUUCCACGCUGCAGCCUCCCUCCUAUUUAUUUAGUGGAAUCUCAAACGUCUGCCCAGUUUCAAUGCAGGCUAAAAUGUCUCCACUGCUGUCCCACCUGGAGUCCCAAUCCCAAACCUUGACUUCAUCUCUGUCCCAACUUGAGUCUCUAUCUCUGAUUCAAACCCAGGCCCAUCUCCAGACCUCUUUCCCACUUCGAUCAGCUGCUUCCCCACUGCACAUUAAUGAUGAAGAUCACAGAUCUCCAGAAGUCUUUAGUGUCUACUACCACCUCUUCCAGGACAACUUGACAUCCAUUCUUCCGGAGAAUUUUCCAAUCAGCCCUCAGCUGCAGAAGCAACUGCAGCAACACAUUCAAAAGUGGCUCAUUCAACAGCAACCAGACCUGGGAAGAACCCAACAGUCUCUGGAUGUGCCCCUUCAGGAAAAAUCACCAGAGACCUGUCAGGAGAAGGGCAUACAAAGACCUUUGUCUUCUUUGUCCAUGGCUGGAAGCAACAAGGAUAUCCAAAAGUUGACAAUCCAUCUUGAGAAGGCCCCGGGUACAAAUCUGGGGAAAGCUCCAAAAGAGUUGUCUAGCAGCAUUGAGUGUUCCCCCAUGAAGCCUGUAAGGGUAAACUCUGAGAAUUAUGAGAGGGACUCAAUGACAACCUUGAGGAGAAACUCAGGAAAGGUUUUACUUGCAAAUGGAUAUAAGAAUCACUUAGAAAAUAUUGUGAAAGCACGUAUGGACAUGUCAAGGCAGACCAAUCAGGAUCCAAUUCCUGUGAGUGUGCAUCAAUCCUGGCAGCCUCCUGCCCAUGGUUAUUCUGUCUCUGACACCCACCUAGAAAAUAGAAAUGUUCCUGGCUCAAAAAGCUGGGACAUCUAUCAGGCAAGACAUGCCAGUGGUGUGCCCUCAGCAGACUGGAGAGGCCUCAUGAUCCCCCCGUCAGCUGAUCCUGUCUUCCUGAUCCUGUCUGUCUUCUACUUCUUGGGGGCCAUGCUUGAUGGCUGGCGGCACUUUCAGCGAAUCCACCACAGGCCCCUGGGGAGAGCACUGGCCUUCACCUUCAUUGCACCACGACAGCUUUCCAAAGUCUGUAAAAGCCUGCUUUCCUCCUCUGUGAUAACUGGAAACCUGAACAGUGAACUUCAGGAUCUUGUAGCACAUAUUGCAAGGUUUUGGGUGAAGCACAGAAGGGGCUUACCUCUCAAGGUCAAAAAACCCAUAAAAAUCCUUAAGUUGAAGAAAGCUCAGUCCUUGCCCCUUCCACAGAGUCCCUCUCGCCCUGCAGCCACCCAUGAAUCAGAGCCCAACUUCUUGGAUGAGCCUCAGGCAGUUAUGAGGAGGGUGACAACAGAAGAGUCAUUCACCAUGCCAGCAAGUCGUUUUGUUCACUCUUCUAUAUAUAAGGAAAUCCAGAAGGCCUCGCAAGGGACCCCACCUAGUCAUGACCAUGGGGCCUCAGAGUCCCCCCUUCCUGGAAAGGAGAGCAGGCAGCCUUCUCCGCCCGACACAUUCAGCCCCAUGGGCAGAACCCAGCAGAGCAGAAACUUAGGAUCUCCUAUGAGGACUGAGGAGACCAGGGCAUCUGUGCCACAAUAUAAAAUCAUCUUGGGACCCAGUAUGCCAUCAAGCCUCCACGUCAAGAAUGAGAAUGAGAAUAACUUAGAGGCUCCCAGAAGCAGUAGAAGCCCUGUACUCCCCACAAUGGCUUUUUCCCAGGUUCCAGAAGAGCUCUGCCUUCUGGCAGAGGUCGAUAGUGAGUUUGAGCCCAGAGGGGCUGCUAAGUCAGAGACUCAGCCUAAUGUCUGUGGCACCGCAGUCGUCCUUCCAGACCAUUACAUUAACAUACUUCUUGAUACAAACAGUUUGACUUCGCAGGAGCCCCAGAGCUACCUCCAGAGUGUGCCUAUGGAAGGUAAGACAGCUUCCCAGAUACUAGGUGAGUUCAUGGCAGCCAGGAGGAGGAGCCUGGGGCUGCAGGAGCCCAAGACCCACAAAUAUUCAAGCAAGAAUCAAAGCAAGAUGUGUGCACCUGCUUACAAGAGUGAGUGCAACAGGAAACUUAAUGCAGACAAGAAUAAAGAGAAGUUUGGAGAAUUGGGAACCUGCCAACGUAGCCAGGCCAGGGGAACAGAGGUUGCCCCUCAGAGUCGAAACUAUCAGCUUUUGGCAAAGAGACAGGUUCCUCCGAGAACGACAUCAGAAAAGGCAUUAAGGAAUUUUUUUGAAUGGAUUAUUUCCAAAGUAAAAGGCAAGCCAGCAUUAUGCAAUACCCAGAUCAAAACCAAGAAAAGCAAACCAUGUGUGGAUAGCAACACUACGGAAGCCCAUGGGCUCAUGUCAGCCAUGGGACAGAUGCUAGAAGAGAAAAUGAUGCUACACCACAAAUUUUAUGCCUCGAAGACAAAUCAGCACAACCAAGCCCCUGUCUGUCCAUUUGCCUGCCACUAA
Messenger RNA from Nycticebus coucang (slow loris), 3231 nucleotides. Its product is annotated as spermatogenesis-associated protein 31A1-like. Lineage: Eukaryota; Metazoa; Chordata; Mammalia; Primates; Lorisidae. The record is from RefSeq and is a predicted model, not a curated record.